CAUGCGCAUCUUUCAUGUUCCCCAAUGUGUGUUUGAGCGUAUGAAGGUUGAACUGUCAACUAACCAUAAACGAGUAUUUAAAACUAGUUACUGAGUAGUCCAAAUUGUUCAGUAUCUAAUGUCCACAUGCCUUUAUAAUAAAGUCUAUAUUUUUGGACCUCAACCUGCUUCAUUCGGGAUUUUAUUAAAGGGUAAGCAGACAACAUUUGGAUAAAUUAUCUUCCAGGUGAAGAUGGCAGGUCUUUCUAACUAUGCCCUGCGCAUGGCCCGUCUGAGCGCCCGAAUCUUUGGAGAUGUGUCCCGUCACACAGACUCCAAGUCUAUGAGAGUGGUAGGGUUUUUUAAAGAACCCCCUCUGGCCCAGAGAACAGAAGUGUAUGACUGGUACCCCCCGCACAAGAUUUACUAUUCAAUGACCCAGAAGCUCAGAUAUUUAGGGCUUUUCAGGGAUGAGCAUCAAGAUUUCAAGGAGGAAAUGAGGCGCUUGAGGAAACUACGGGGGAAAGGAAAACCUAAGAAGGGAGAAGGGAAGAGAGCCACAAAGAAGAAGUAGACCAACGCAUUUCAGCUAUUUAUGAACGGACACUUAAGAAACUGAUGAAGAAACUGAGCUAAAUACCUGUAUGGACAACAGGACAAUGUUUAUGACAGUGGCAACAUUACAUCAGCAGAGAUUGUGGUGAAACAAAAAACAAACAAAACAAACAUGAUGUCUGUGAUGGAAAUUAAAUAUGAAUUUUUGUA
Molecule: messenger RNA, 744 nt
Organism: Megalobrama amblycephala (Wuchang bream)
Lineage: Eukaryota; Metazoa; Chordata; Actinopteri; Cypriniformes; Xenocyprididae
Gene: mrps33
Product: mitochondrial ribosomal protein S33
Exons: 3
Coding region: 233-553 (106 amino acids)
Cellular component (GO): mitochondrion
Source: RefSeq, a predicted model, not a curated record